Molecule: messenger RNA, 6478 nt
Organism: Bradysia coprophila
Lineage: Eukaryota; Metazoa; Arthropoda; Insecta; Diptera; Sciaridae
Gene: Glut1
Product: Glucose transporter 1
Biological process (GO): monosaccharide transmembrane transport
Cellular component (GO): membrane
Molecular function (GO): hexose transmembrane transporter activity
Source: RefSeq, a predicted model, not a curated record
GUCGGUACCCUUCUGAAUGUUUAGGGCGGUUCCGCAGACCAGUCUCGUAGACGUGCAGAAAAAUUGCAAAGAAAAUCUUUGUCAUUAGAAAAGUGUGUGCUUGGUACAGUUUAGUUAUCGGAAUUUUCAUUUCUACAAAUAUUAAUAUUACAAUUGUCGAGAAUAGAUGGACAUUCGCUUCGGAAAAGAGUACUCGAAUUUUGCGUGAAAAUUGUGGGGGUGAUUACUGACGAAUAAUUGUUAUAAAUCGAUUUGGUGUUGAUUUACAUAUAGGUGAAGAAAAAUACAGAAAAAUUGUUUAUUUUACGGGCAAUUCCAAUUACAUUUAGAAAUAACCACACGAUGCUAGUGUUAUAGUAACAAUAUGAUUAGUUGGCCAAUUGUUCUGAAAAGUUUUAGUGUUCAAUGUGAAUUUUUGUGUUCUAUUUUCCGACGAAGAAAAUAGCUCUUGAAAGAAAAACAGCAGCAAACAUCACUUCUUGAGGAUACAAAAAAAAACUAAGAUUGGAUUAACAUCAACAAAACGAUAGACUGUCUACAGUAAACUAAAAACUUUAUUAAAAAAAGUGUUCUUAAUUGACUUUGAAUCGAAAAAAAAGUUUUAGCUUUACUAUAUCGUUUGAAAGACUAUUAUUUCCAUGCGAUAAGAGAGAAAUUUUCUUUUUCAAUUAAUUGAUCGAUCGAAAUGGCUGGUCUGACAAUAAAGCUGGCCGUCCGCAUGUUAUGGCGACCUUCUGUAAACCUUCGAUGAUCUCUCCUCCAUCUACCCUUUCAAACGGCCCAGAGCCUUCUCAAUUACCUCCGUAUCCGCCACCAAUACGAUCAGGACAAGUAUUGCAACCAUUGUCAGUUUUUCCAGUGACCACUUUGAGUUCGGAAGAUUCAUACGAGUAUGUGUUUGGGGGGGCCUUGGAAACACCGGCCCUGUCAUCAACGAUUAAGCUGACCUCGCCACCAGUUCGACUUAGAUCAGAUGUAUCAUACCAUAGGAGUAGUUUAGAGGAUGGACGACAGUAUCGUCGUUCUGUUGGACAUGCACCAAAAAGACCACGACCCCUAGCGGAGAGCGGAUCGAACGCUUCCAGUAGAGGUCAUGGCGAUAAUGAUGAAGAUUCGCUACGACAGUUACUUCUUGAUUUGCAAAAGCAAGUUAGCGUGAUGAGUACGAAUUUAUCGGUCAAGCUGGAUCAGCUUCAAUCAGGAGAUCGACACAUGGAAACGACGGUCGCCUUGUGUGAAAUCCGAAAUCAACUGCAAGAGUUGACCAAAUCGGUGGAAAGUUGUCAGAGUGAAGUGUCGGAGGUUAAACGUGAUAUGGUAGCAAUAAAACAUGAAUUAGAUACGGUGCAACAGGUGAAAGAGGAAAUCGAAGAAUUACGCGAAUAUGUCGAUCGGCUAGAGGAGCAUACACACAGGCGAAAAUUAAGGCUGCUGGAGCAAUUUAAUUUCGUUCCUCUAAACGUCCCAAAACCUGAUGAGAAUUUCGAAUGGGAUUUAAAUAACUAUUCGGACGAAAAACUCGGUUUAACAUUUUUCUUGACGUAUGCGAUUUUCGCUGCCGUCUUGGGAAUGUUACAAUUCGGCUAUAACACUGGCGUUAUCAAUGCGCCGGGCAAAAAUAUCGAAAAUUUUAUGAAAGACGUGUACAAAGAUCGUUAUGGAGAGGAUGUGAGCGAAGAAUUUAUCAAACAACUGCGGUCGGUGGCCGUGUCAAUAUUUGCGAUUGGUGGAAUGUUUGGCGGUUUCAGUGGCGGUUGGAUGGCUAACAGAUUUGGGAGAAAGGGCGGACUUUUACUGAAUAACGUUUUGGGUAUAGCAGGUGCUUGCUUAAUGGGCUUCACGAAAAUUAGUCAUUCGUACGAAAUUUUAUUCCUCGGAAGGUUUAUUAUAGGACUGAAUUGCGGUUUAAACACAUCCCUUGUACCGAUGUACAUCUCUGAAAUUGCUCCGCUAAAUUUACGAGGUGGCCUAGGAACCGUUAAUCAAUUGGCUGUGACUAUAGGUUUAUUAUUGUCUCAAGUACUUGGCAUCGAACAAAUUCUCGGAACGAAUGACGGAUGGCCAGUACUACUGGGACUGGCUAUAUGUCCAGCCAUUUUGCAAUUAUUAUUGUUACCGGUGUGUCCCGAAUCACCGAGAUAUUUGCUGAUAACCAAACAAUGGGAAGAGGAGGCUCGGCGAGCACUGCGACGUUUGCGAGCAUCGAGUGCCGUAGAAGAGGAUAUCGAAGAAAUGCGUGCCGAGGAACGUGCUCAGCAUUCCGAAAGUCACAUUUCAACAAUGGAAUUAAUUUGUUCGCCAACAUUACGGGCACCAUUGAUUAUUGGAAUUGUAAUGCAAUUGAGCCAGCAAUUGAGCGGCAUCAAUGCAGUUUUUUAUUACUCAACGUCAUUGUUUACAAGUGCCGGUUUGACGGAAGAAAGUGCUAAAUUUGCAACUAUUGGAAUUGGUGCCAUAAUGGUUCUGAUGACUCUGGCUUCCAUACCACUCAUGGAUCGAACUGGCAGGCGAACAUUACAUUUAUAUGGUCUGGGUGGAAUGUUCAUAUUUUCGAUAUUCAUCACAAUUUCAUUUUUGAUAAAGGAGUUUUUCGGUUAUGUGCAGGAAAUGAUCGACUGGAUGUCCUACCUAUCGGUGAUUUCAACAUUGGCAUUCGUAGUAUUCUUUGCUGUUGGUCCGGGCUCCAUUCCAUGGAUGAUAACUGCCGAACUUUUCUCCCAAGGACCGCGUCCCAGUGCCAUGGCAAUAGCGGUGCUGGUAAACUGGAGUGCUAAUUUUGUUGUUGGAAUCGGAUUUCCAAGUUUACAGAAUGCAUUGGAGAAUUACACAUUCUUGCCGUUCAGUGUGUUUCUAGCAAUAUUUUGGAUUUUCACAUACAAGAAGGUACCCGAAACGAAAAAUAAAACGUUUGAGGAAAUUCUGGCACUCUUCCGGCACGGAAAUGGAAGAGGAAACCUUCGGGAAAGUAGGCUUUAUGGGAGUAUGCUAAACUGCGUAAAUAGUUUGGAACCGCAGAGUAUGAACUCUGGCAUCGAACAUGCCGCUCUGAUGAUAUCUGAGGAGAAGACCCAACAUGAUUCACUUUUCGGUACAUCGACACUUCCGCCGGAUGGUGAAAUGGGACCGUAUCCGUUAGACGGUGAAAUGGGACCGUAUCCGUUAGACGGUGAAAUGGGACCGUAUCCGUUAGACGGUGAAAUGGGGCCGUAUCCAUUAGAUGGUGAAAUGGGACCAUAUCCACUAUCUGAUGAUACGAAUCUAUUGGGACCGACAAGUUCUACCAAUUUACCCAUUUACCGAAAUUAUGGAUCGAAUUAUUCUACCAAUUACCAAAGCUGUGGUAGCAAUAGCAAAUAUGUAAAUAACUACGAACAAAAUCAAAGUAAUCAUAGAAUUAAUUCUGGUAAUCAACAUGGUAGUCAUAUCGGUAGUCACCAUGGAAGCAGUUGUGGACAACGACAGUAUGGAAAGAAUUUUACACCUGUGCCAAUUAGAAAAUCCCAUUCGAAAAGGGAUAGUUUUCGUAGACAUUCUGCUCAUGGAAGAAUAGCGUCGCCAUCAGCUGCUUCAGAACGAUGUUCCGAAGGCGCCCGAAAUGCUCAGCAAGCACGCACCGGUGCCUCUGUGCACCAUCACCAUCGUCAGCAAGUACCUGCUUGCCAGAACAACGGGCCUUGACUGAAGAAUGCCUUGCUCCCUAACACUGUUAGCGACAAACAUCGACCAGACUGCCACUCCUCCAAUACAACAAUACGGCAUCGCAGCAGUAGCUGCGGUAAUAGUGAAAAAGACACUGAUAUCAGUUACUGUGACUUUACGAAUAAUGACCAAACACAGAACGCAUCAGCAUCAAAACAAUGUUGUAUAGAGUCUGAUGCCGAGCAAUAUUUUGUAAAUAGCCUAUCGCGCAAAACUAGUUCCAGUAGCCAUGUCGCACCGAGCGAUUUAAUGAGUUACGGCUCGUGUAACUCCUUGAACCACCGUUCAAGAACGUCGUUAAACAGUUCUUGUUCAGCUCACCACCAUCACCACCACCAUCAUCAAACGGUCAGGAGAAACAAGUGUCCACAUCAUCAUAGAAGAAAACAUUCGACCAGUUGUGUGUUAUUGGGAUCAAAAAGAACGAGCCGAAGUACCAGUGUCCAAGGUUCGUCAUCGUCCAUUUAUGAACCAUUACAAGGUGAUGAAAGUAGUUUUAGCAUAGCGAAUAUGGUUCUGACUCCAUCCAAGAUAACCAUUGAACACAAUGAAACUGGUGAUAAAACGUUCCCACAAAAUGUGCCCAUCAACGAUCCCGAAUACAUAUCAUCGCCGAUAAAAUGGAAUUUCGCUUGUGACGGUGAAGGCAGUGCCAAUAAAACCGAAUACGUUGAAGUGGCCACUCAACCAUCAACAAGUUCGUCGAAAUAUGAUGGCAAUCACCGUCAAUCCGAUGUGAAAACGGUAUCGAUAUGGCGCACAGACAAUGAGGAAUCGAAUGCAAUUAUUUUCCACCAUGAAAGUGAAAUUGUGGAGAAUUGUUGCGAAAACUAUUUCAACUGUAAUUUUCAACAUGACGACCAACAGCACCAAAUGAUGACACAAUUCCGUGAAGCAUUCACAACCAGUAGCCAUGAAGUGCCCAAAUCGAAUGAACGACUUAACAACACCGUUGAAAUUGUUUCAUCGCACUCAGCCCCGUUGGACAUUUUAAACAGAAACAACAUUUCGUCUGUAAUCAAUCAACUGAAUCUUUCGCCCGAGUUUCGUCAUUACGAGAAAACGACAAAUCUCAGUCAACAGACCUCGGCUAAUUUAACACCGUGUCGAUUGUCACGAAUCAAUCAAAAUUUCAAUUUGCUUAAUCAAAAUAUGGAAAAUAAUAACUUUAGCGAGGAUAAGUUCAUAAACACAUCUAGAAACACUACCAACCAACUAAAUGCACAACACAAUGUGGCACAAUCAUCCAAUCCACCGAGCUCAUCAUCUGCUAUGCUGAGAAAUUUGGAAUUGUUCAACAUCAGCACGCCAUCAACAUCGCACCGUGGAAAGCCAAUUGGAAUUAACUUAACGACACAAAAUCAGUUUCCCACUUCUUCCAACCACAGCAGAUCGCUCAGUUCGAACAACUUCACUGCCGGACAUCAUAGUGGUUCCCUAUUGAAUGUAUCGUUCGAGCCAUCACCGGAAGUAACAAAUCGGUGGCAACAGGUGACAAAUACCGUUGGAUUGAGUGGACUUGCUAAAAUUGUUAGAAAACGAGCAAGGAAAUGCGCAGAAUUCGUUAAAGGAGACAAGUGAGUUGUUAUUUUGGAUCGAAUUAGUUGAUUGUUCUUGGAACCAAAAGUGGAACUAUUUAGGUAGGCUCUAGUGAAAUUCAACAUCAAUCGGAGUAUAUUGCAGCUAUGUUGUUUAUCGUGGAGUUAUCAACGAGCUUGAAAAUGGCUUCAGAUAGUUUUACUAGUUGUGUUCAAAUUGAAUUGAUACAUUGUAUCCAGAUGAAAAUUAGUCAGCUCUCACAAGGGGAAACAAUUUUUUUUGGAAUAUUGUGAAGGUAUCACCUAUCUCUCUCUUUCUCCCUCAACGGGAUAAGAUUCCGUAUUUCUGAUAAUUUACAAACUAGUGCCACAGAGAAGAUAUUUUCAUUGAAUUAACAAAAUUUUCCGACCGGCUUCAAAAUGUUCUAUAUUUUGAUCUUUGAUGUGCAUUAUGAGAAAAAUUCUUCCUCAAAAAUUUAUACUAAAGAACACAUCGAAUACCAAACACAAUCAAAUAUAAUUCUGCCCAUAUCACCCAUUAGUCGAGUGUGGAGAAUUGUUUCCGAACAAAUUGUUAUUAGCCUAAAAACUAAAAAAAAAGAAAAUUAUAAGUGAAAAUUAUAAGUGAAAAUUAUAAUUAUUACUUAAACGUAAAGAACAACCAUUAAUAAUGGUCCAUUAUGGAUGAAGAAAAUAAAAUACUCGUUGCAAGCAAAUACCGUUCGCAGCAGGUCAAAUUCGGGACAUAUCUAAAACUAUUUUAAUAGAAUUGUGAAAGUCUUGUCGAUAGAUUUGAGAUAAUUCUUAUUCAGAGCCUGCUCUUAUCAGUGCAUUCCAUUGCACACAUUUGUGCUACGGUGCAGAUAAGAACGUGAAGGUUAAAUUCUAUGAUCAGGUGAAUCUCAGGUUGCCUUGUAAGGUUGAACUUGGAGUUGACUCGUUUUGAGAAUUUGUAUUAACUUGAAAUGGACGAAAUUCUGACUCCAAAUGUCAUCCCCUUCAAGUGAGGGUGUUAGACGUGUGCAGCGGAAAGUAUGAAAGCCAUACUCUGAAUAGAAAUCAUGCCAUAUCAAAUCUAUGGCCCAGUCUUCUACAUAUCGAUUGGGUUAAUUUUGUGUGGUCUGAAUUUCACCAGUUCCGAAACUAAGAAUAUUUUGCUUACCAGAAAGAAAAAAAUUCUAAAUUUAUUAAUAAUUAAAAGUAAAAUAAAAGAAGGAAAUAAUUAGUAAAUUAAUAAUUUA